GAGAGACAGGCUAGGCAGGACAUAGGAAAGGGGCUGGGGGAGCAAGUUUCCCCUGAUCAGCGUAGAUGACAAUAAAUCAGGGUGAGGGGAGUGUGGGGGACUGAGAACCAGCUGCAUGACUUCGGAAGAGAGAGCAGAAUCUCUGGGAAACACAGGGGAAAUUAGGGUCGGGGAAUCCCAUACCCUGAGUCGUGAUUUCUUCUUAGACAUUAGGCCCAAAUUGGGUCACAUGGACAGGAAUCAACUGUCCCCUUAUCCCAUCCCUUAUCCCAAACACUGCUCCACUUCCACCAUCACUGGCCCCUUUGUCCCAGGAGUCUCUGGUCCCUCCCACCACCCUCUUGCCCUCUCCCCCUUCAUUCCCACAACAGUUCUUUAUCCCCGUCUCUGAACAGGGCCCAGAGACCCUCAGUCCCUGGCCUCCCACAGCUCUGCACCCCAGAAUCCCCGAUGGGGAGGGGUAGGCAUACCUGAGCAGGUUACAAUGGUGGGGGUGGGGGUGGAGGCAGGAUUUCUAGGCCGUUGCCACGGUGAUGCCACCUGAGCUGGGCACCAGGCACCUGUUGCCUGGGAAACAAGGCAGGCGGGGCCCCUCCCCUGAGAGAUGCCAGAGCCGUUGAGCUGAGACUGAGGUGGAUCAGGUUCCCCAGGUCCCAGGAGUGGGGGAGAAGAGGCAAGGAGAGGUAGGAGAGCUGGGGCCAAAGAAGAGGGGGAGCUAUCCAGGGCUAGGAGAGAAUGACCCCUGCCUGUGAGGGCAGAGGUAGGGGAGAAGGAAGAGGGGAAGGGGUGGGGCAGGCAAAAGCAAUUCAAGAUAGACAACAAGGGGACUGGCUGCCCCUAGUCUUCCCCACCCUGAUAGAGGUUCCCAGACUGAGCCCAUUCUCCCAGUCUCCCUGUGUUUCUGCAAUCCCCUCCUUGUUAUUUCUCACACUCUCCUCCCUCCCUUUCACUGAAUCCCUGGGUGGAUGACCCCAGAGCCCACACACACCCGCCCCAUUAGCACCCCCCCCCAUGCACCAACUCAGCUCCGCCCAGCCUCCUCCCGGUUGCUUAGUUUCCCCCAAUCACAAUCUCCUUCCCCUCCCUACUCUCCACUCCGCCCUUAGCCCUGCCCCUAUAACAGCCCCCCUGCCCCUGCCCCUCCAGCUCCAGAUUCCUGAAGUGACACCCAGGGAAGAGAGCUGCCGGGCAGCGGGCAGCGGUCUGUGCCCACUGCUGUUCAGGAGGCAGACAGAAGAGGGACGUGUCCGGUCUAGGAGAAAACUAGAAAAACAGAGGGUCGUGAGAGGAAAGAGAGGCCAAGUCAGGUGGCUGAGACCAAACUCGGAGGCUGAGACUGAACACCAAGGCUUGGCGGACCCUCGAAGACUGAGACAGGACCAGAGACAUUUUAUCAGCACCAAGUCCUUUUGUGAGUGACCAGAACCCUCCGGAGUGGGCAGAAGGGUCCAGGAGGGACUAAGAGGGACCACCCAGCAGCCUAGAAGGUCUGAGCAGAAGAGGUGGGAAUAGACGCGAGGUGGAAGAAGGAGCAGGCAUAGCAAGGGCACAGAGGACUUGGGGUGAAGAAGAACUUUCAGGGGGCGGGCAGAGAAGAGCCCUUUGCUUGGCACUGUGUACUGAGAACCACCACCCAAGCCUCACUUCUCCUUCCCUACUCCGUCCUCCUCUUUUGAGACUUGUCUGAGACUCGUUUGAGUGAGGAGACCACCACUUCCUCUUGAACGGAAUGGCUUCGACGGGGCUGGAACUGCUGGGUAUGUCCUUGGCGGUGCUGGGCUGGUUAGGAACUCUGGUGUCUUGUGCCCUGCCCCUGUGGAAGGUGACGGCCUUCAUCGGCAACAGCAUCGUGGUGGCCCAGGUGGUGUGGGAAGGGCUGUGGAUGUCCUGCGUGGUCCAGAGCACGGGCCAGAUGCAGUGUAAGGUCUACGACUCCCUCUUGGCCCUGCCCCAGGACCUGCAGGCCGCCCGGGCCCUCUCUAUCAUUGCCCUGCUGCUGGCACUCUUGGGCUUACUGGUGGCCAUCACUGGGGCCCAGUGCACCACCUGCGUGGAAGAUGAAGGGGCGAAGGCCCGGAUCGUUCUGACCUCUGGGAUCAUAUUCGUGCUUUCGGGGCUGCUGGUCCUGAUCCCGGUGUGCUGGACGGCCCACGCCAUCAUCCAGGAUUUCUACAAUCCCCUGGUGGCGGAGGCGCUGAAGCGGGAGCUGGGGGCGUCGCUCUACCUGGGCUGGGCGGCCGCGGCUCUGCUGCUGCUGGGCGGUGGUCUGCUCUGCUGCUCCUGCCCCCCGCCACAGGCCGACCGGCCCGAGGCGCCUCGCCUGGGCUACGCUGCCCCCUCCCGCUCUGGGGCCUCGGGCCUGGACAAAAGGGACUAUGUGUGAGUGGCCAUCACUCCCACGGGCCCUUGAGCAUAGUAGUAACUCUAUUCCACCCCGACCCUAACCCCAGUCCUGUGGCAAAGCUGAUUUUAUGAGCAACUGGAACGCCAACCCCUAGUGGUUGCCUUUUCCCUAACAGGUAUCCGAAAUCUGAAGGUUUGCUCUGGCCCAACCCAAAUCCCAACCCCAACCCCUAUCCUAAUCCAGCCCCAACCUUAACCUUAUCCCUAAAGUCACUCUGCCUCCCCCCCACCUCUCCUGUAGUAUUACUGACCAAUGUCCCAGCUGAACCCUAAUUUUAAAUCUAAUCUUACCUGUAACUUCCAGAUAAAUUGGCCCCUUGGCCCUAAUCCUAUUCCUGUCCUCCAGUCUGACAGAAGCCCAGAAACGUGACUUGAACAGUAACCCCAGCUUCAGUCUGAGUCUUAACCCAUGACCAACUCCAAAUCAAUCCUUAACUCUCUCCUAGCUUCCACUUCAACCCCUCCAUCCCACCCCAUAAGCAUGCAACUAUUCUCCCUUCUUACUCCCUGGCCCCUCUUCAGGGUUGGAAAGGGAGUGGAAAAACUGGAAAGAAGCUUCCGACGGUUCUCAAUUCCUUCGUCCUCAUCCCUCUGGCCCUUUCGACGGGGAGGCCCUUGCCCCUCUGCCCUAUUUAUCAAUGAAGCUUCUCCUUUCCUGGGGUGGGACACUGGCUCUCUCCCCUUAGAACCCAACCUGCUUUCAGUGCUCCUUCUCCCCACCCUGGGGCUGGGGAAGCCUCUUCCCCGGUUUCUCUCUAUGUUAUUCCUUUCAGGCAGCUCCCUCCCCAGCCAUUACAAUCAGGACUCACUAGGCAUUUCUAUUAUUUCAGUCUCAUGGGGCCAAAUAUUCCGAUUCCCCCUGAAUCUGGACUGGGGUUCGCCUAGGUGGUCCACAGACCCUGGAGCUCCACCUCAGCUUUGGGCUGGGCUGAAUGACCCCAGCCUGCAGCAGACCCUGGUAUAGCCCACUGGCUUUCUGGGGGAGCCCCCCGUGACCCUCCUGACCCCCCAACCCCAGCCUGAUACUGAGAGGCAAAUGGUUUUAUUAAUUCAGUCCUUCCACCUCCCCGUACCACGACUUGCCUCAGGUCCAGCACUCCCUAGUCUGAUCUCCGUCCGACACUGAGGCCCAAAUAUCUCUUUCCCUUUGCUCCUGGACUUCUUUCAGCUCUUACUCCAGAUGCCAGUGUUCUGCUCCUCUUCUACCCACACAUGUGAGAUGAGAAUAAAAGGAAAGUGUGUUUUUAACUUGA
Molecule: messenger RNA, 3656 nt
Organism: Ornithorhynchus anatinus (platypus)
Lineage: Eukaryota; Metazoa; Chordata; Mammalia; Monotremata; Ornithorhynchidae
Gene: CLDN9
Product: claudin 9
Exons: 1
Coding region: 1730-2383 (217 amino acids)
Biological process (GO): bicellular tight junction assembly; cell adhesion
Cellular component (GO): plasma membrane; bicellular tight junction
Molecular function (GO): structural molecule activity
Source: RefSeq, a predicted model, not a curated record